AUGAUAAGGUGCCACUUGGUGUGGCUCCUGGCGUUGCUCACUCAAAGAGUGACGUCAUCCGAUUCGGUCGACUGCAGCUUCGACGUCGGCGAGUGCGGCUGGAAGUUCGGCGAGCCUUGGAACGUCGCCGCCGCUGUCUUUGUCCCUGGAAUUUUCGGCACCUCGAGGAAAUUGGAAUCUUGUAAAUUUUAUAGUUAUAGCCUAUCCCAAUAGCUGCUUUACAUGGAAAGAAAUUGUGAAAAUUAAAAUGAAGGCCUUUUUUCUUUUCCUCCAGAAAAUCCAUACUCCUAGAGCCUGUCUGCACUCUCCUUUCUCUCGCCGGCGAGGUCAGAGAAGCGGGAAAAUAGCACAUAAACAUGAGAGAGUCGCCGAGAGACGAGGAGGGUGCAGAGAAAGAGGAAGGAGUGUUUUUGCGUGUCUGCGUCUCUCUGUCUCUCACCGGCAGAAACUCGAAAAUUGCACGUCGAUUUGAGAGGGUCGUUUAGAGACGAGGAGGGUGCACAGAAAAAUGAAGGAGUGUUUUGCGUGUCUGCGUCUCUCUGUUCUCUCACCAGCGAGGUCAGAGAAAUAUGAAAAUAGCACGUCAACAUGAGAGGGUCGCCGAGAGACGAGGAGGGUGCAGAGAAGUCCCUUCAAGUCGCGAAAAAUGGACUAUUGCUCAAUUUUUUUUCUACUUUUUUAUCCACACUAUGAAUAUGGAAUGAUUAAGUUAUGAAAAUUCUGUGAAUUCCCAAUUUUCAGUCGGACCAUUCCUGGUGGCUCAGGGACGAUUUGGAGGCCCUCAAAAAGGUGCCACUGAGACGAAUUGGCUGGAUCCGAAUCCGGCGAUGCGUGUUCUCUCUUUUCGAUAUAUCAAACUGGGAGACGCGAAAUUGAAGGUUCAGUUGAAAAAAAACCGUUUUUUGAGCAUUUCUAUGUAGUUUUCAUUUCAUUACCCGCUGGAGUUUCCAUUUUUUUUUUGAAAAUUUUCCUCUUGGAUUUGCAUAGCCCUUUCCUAGGAACGCCAGAGUGGUCCCUUUAGGGGCUUUUGAAGGUUCCCCUCUAGGGCCACUUUACCUUUCCUAGGGGUCACUAUACGGUGCAAAAAGGGCCCUUGAGAGUUUUAGUUAGUGGCCCCUAUAGGGGCAUCCUAGUCGAUUAUUGUUAUGAAGUCCUAGCCCUCUAGGGGCCUCUUGAGUUUUAUUAAAAUCGUCAUUUUGAUUUCCAAACCCUAUAGGGACCACUUGAGCUUUCAGGAAUUAGGAAACCCCUAAAGGAGGCCCUGUUUUGUCCCCUAUAGGGCCCGUUUUUCGCCAAAUUUCUAUAGGGGCCACUUGAGCUUUCGAGACUAAGGAAACCCCUGAAGAAAGCCCUAUUAUGUCCCCUAUGAGGCCCUUUUUUUGCCCGACCCCUAGAGGGACCACUUGAGCUUUCGGGACGUAGGAAGCCUCUAAAGGAGGCCCUAUUUUGUCCCUCAUAGGGCCUGUUUUUGCCCAAUCCCUAUAGAGACCAUUUGGUGUCCCUUUGUUCAUCGCUAAUUUAGAUCUCUGAGUCUCUUCUUUUUGCACGCUUUUUCGCUAUUUUCAUUAAACAAGUCUCAAGCUAAUGGUGAAUGAACUAUUGAUUUUUUUUUCUUCAAAAAUAAGCCAAAAUUCAAGGUUUUACUCCGGAAAGAAGGAAAUGUCACGGUUCUGGAUUCUCUGGAGGGAAAUCCAAUCAGCAUUUGGACGACUAGAAAUAUCGUUGUCCCUUCUUCGAAUUCUCCUGUCCAGGUUUUUCCAAGCAAAAAAAUUCAUUUUAAUGGGAAAAAAAUUUAGAUAAUCUUCCUUUCUGAUGACGUCAAAAACGGCCACGACGUCGUGGCGAUCGAUGACGUCACUUUGCAACAUUCCGACGGAGUUUUGGCGGCAGGAAGGGGGGAUUUGAAAAAUCAGUGGGCCGGGUGGGUUUGAUGGACUUUUUGAAAAAAAGAUUUAUUCAAUUUUCUACGAAUUGACAUUCUUCGUAAUGGAUUUAGGAUGCAUUGGAAUAAUUUUUUUCUAAUUUUUUUGGCUUUUUUUAACUGCGCUCGACCUUGAGCGACUUUAGUUCUAUGUUAGAGGAUGCUUCCGGGCGCAAGUAGUUUUUGGUCGGGCGCACUAAGCAUGUUAAGAAGAAGUUCUUCAAACGCGACGCAAUGUCACAAAAGUUUUUCAAGUCGAGAGAGCAUGGGAAAUGAGGAGACGCUUGAGAGUAAAAAGUCUGCGUCUCUGCAGUUUCAACACUCUCUCGCUUACUUGAAAUUCCAUCAUUCAAGCAAAAGUUUUGUAGUUUGAACCCCAGAAAAUUAUUCAAGUGGAAAAAUAGCCUUCCUAAUUCCAGCAAGUGCGCCCUACUGUAAAUAAAUUUCAGAUUGAAUCAGAAAAAUGAAAAAUGUAAAAAUCAGGGUUUUCAGAGUUCCAUUUACUUUUUCGAUGAACAAAAAAAGUCAAUAAAAUAAAUAAAUUUAGAAAAAGAUUCGGUUCAUUUUGUCCGGAACGAUAUUGAGCAACGAGAAACGCGCAGAGCUCCAAAGUCAGGUGAGAAUUUAGAGAUUUUCGCCAAAAAUUUUAAAUGGCCACUAUAGGGUUUUGACGUUUUAGUGACCACUAUAGAAGUCAAAUUAGUAGCCACUUAAGGGGUUAAAAUUUAGUGGCCACUAUAGAACUCUAAGUGCUAUUACUGGACCACUUAGUGGCCACUUUAGGGGUCAAUGGAUCAACAUAACUGGUCCAAUCUGUUUGUAUUGAAAUUAUCAGAGUUAAUGGAAGGAAUACUGGAUGAAAAACUACUGAGUUGGCCCCUAAAAUGGAAAAUAGUGGCCACUUUAGUGUCCUAUCCAAAUGGUCCUUGGCGAGCCUCCAUAGGGACCACUAAAAAUUUUCACAGAAAAACGGAAAAAUAAAAAUCCAGACUUUUUAGAGAAAGACCGUGGCGUUUGUUCAAUAAUCAAAUGUUCAUUCCACGGGAAUUCCUGCUCUUGGUGAGUAGGAACUCUGACCUCUCUGCGCCCUCUUUUCCCUCAUCAAAACGAGAGAGUUUGGAAAAAAAGGAGAGCGCAGAGAGGUCAGUAUAAGGAACGCCAGAGUGGUCACUAAAGGGGAAAAUUUUAAUGUUUUUGUAGACUGCCCUCAAGUGACCACUUGCCUCUCCCUCUAGGGGGCUCUAAAACGUACAAAAGUGGCCAUUCUAGGGGCAUGCGGUCCCUAUACGUCUUUUUAACUUCCAAGUCAUAACAGAAGAAUCAAGAGGCCACUAUAGGGAUCACUAAAUCUUCAAGGACUUGGUUGUCAGCCCAAAAACCACUUUAGGGACCACCUAAAAUUCGGCCCUCUAGGGAAAACUUUGUUGUGCCCUAUAAUGACCACUCUGGCGUUCCUGGAUUUCUUCGAAAAACAUCGAUUUCACUCCAGGGACCACUCAAACUUCCGGGUUCUGACGUCGAAAAUCGUUUCUGAAGUGGCUGGCGAAUCGAUUCUCAUUUCAGAACCGGCGAUUCUGCCAAUGAAUGCUCACUUUCAAAUGGACCUUUUUUCAAGGUAGGGUCAAGUUGGUCGCAUGGAGAAUGGCUCGACGCGGAGCGGUUGGAAUGAAGUUGCGCCCGACCCGAAACGGCUUUCGCGCAUAUCGUUGUAUUUAUACUUACUUACUUACUUAGAUGGUCCAUCUUCGCUUUCGACCUUUUAUUGCCUUUUAUUGAUCGAAGCGUGGACCACACGUUUUCCAGGAGGUCUUAUGCAAUCGGUCAUCCAGUGUUGUCCUGGUUGACUGGUAUUCUUGCAAAAAAGUUCCACCCGUGGUGUUGAACGUGUUAUAGCAUAAUUUUGGUCUGAUUAUCCUUUUUGCCUUGCCAGGGCUAAAAAAGACCGCCCAUUCUGUUAGCAGAAGCAAGCCGAACUGCGUGACCGGUGUACCGUUAGCCGCCAUAAAUGGCGUUGCCUCCCCAUCACCGCGUAGAGGUGGUACUUGAAGAAUCGUUGUAUUUAUUUAUUUUUUUUGACUUUAAUCGACGGGAUGUGGCUUUUGAAGCGUGGUGAAAACAAACCGGGCUUUUUCGGAGCCAAAUCGUAAAUUAUAAACCCGUGGAAAUAAUUUUAAUCUGGCCAGAAAAAAAUGUGAAACUUUUUUAGUAGGUUUUUGAGGUUGAUUAAUUAAUUUAAUUGCCGGGAAACGUGAAAAACGUUCAAAAACUCUACAGGAAACUUGAGAGACAAAGUUCCAAAUCCAAGCUUGAACCGCAGCGCGACCGCGACGCGUUGAACCAUUCCCCAUGCGACCAGAAAAAUAUGAAUUUUUUUCAACAGUGAAGCGUCAUCAACGACGGUUUUUCUCCGUUCCGGCUCAGAAGAAUCCGUAAUUUGGACCAAAGGAGAUCUCACCGAGCAGGGAUGGAACCGGGUUCGGUUCCCGCUCAGGUUUUUGCCAUUUCGAAAAAAAAAAACUUAAAAAGGGUCUCUAGAAAAAGGGAGCCUUGCUCGAGUUUUUAAAGGCUCAUUGACCGAUUUAAAAAAAAGGUCUCAAGUUUAAAAAUUGUUUUUUUCAGUGUUUUUUUAUAGGUUUCAUAAGACUUUUUCCGGUUUGAAAGAUGAAAAUAAAAAAAGUUUUUGACAAAAGGAAAAUCUUCAAAAAAUUCCAGAAAACUGUGAAAAUAAAAAUUUUUUCGAUUAGGGUUUUCAGAUUUUCCCCGCUUCCUUCAACUAUUAUGAUCCGUUCUUUUUCGCCUUCCGGCGGUUUCAUCGCAAUCAGCAACACUGAUAUCGUCGAUGAAAGCGGCAAUGCUAUCACCUGUGGUAACUUUUGUUAUUUUACCAUAAAACUAUUGAAAAAAUGAAUGUAAACACGAAAACGACAUGAAAAACGAGGUGAAAAUCCUGAAUAUUUGUGUAAAUUAACCAAUCGUACUCAUUUCGCAACAUAAUGACGUAAAGUCAUGGUUUGAACAUAAAUUUAAGAACGGAAUCGCAAAAAAAAACAAAACGAAGAAGUGUUUUUGGUAAAGUUCGCUCCAGCGUACACCGUAAAGAGGAGCGUCGCCAUUUUUUGCAUCGACUGAAUUAUUUCUUCUUUUCUUCAUAUUUUCAGCUUUUCUCUAAGAAUUUUCGUUAUUAUUUGCUAUUAUAUUAGAAUAAAAUUUCGAUUGCUGACCUUGAAAUGCUCUUUUGAGGUCUCAAAGAUUGAAAAUUUCGUUCAGGGCUUAUUUUUUUUCCAUUUAUAUGCUCGUGAACUUGUUUUUUCACUAUUCUAUAAGGAAGUUUUGUUGAAUGUUCAUGUAAUAAUGUAGGAAAUUUCAACAAUUUCAUGAAAUAUAUUCUUUCAAACCUUUUUAUUGUCACGCUAUUCAAAUAUUUCGAUUCUUUCGAGAAUUUGGUUGAAAAUAUUGGAAUUUAGCCGAUUCACGGCUAGUUUUGGACUUGUCUGUGCUCUCUAACAGCCAUGCAUUCUCUGUUUUUUUUUUUAUCGUUUCAAGAUCCUUUUUCCAUGGUUCAAGCCAGCCGUGAAUCAGCUGUAACUGGACUUAGAAUCUCGGCACAAGUGAAAUAAUCUUGGAUUUGAAUAAAUUCUUCAGAAAACAUGUAUAUUUUUUUGAAAAAAAUUCGUAAUCUUUCAGGAUCAAACACGCUACCCAUCCGACCGCAAAGGGAGGAUUUUAUCCGACUGACGGCCUAUCAGAAACUCGAUCAAGCCUCUUCUUCUUCAGUGAGAAGAACUUGUUCAAAAUGAUGAGAAAUUAUACUUUUCAAGCAAUUCGCGGCUCCGCUAUUCACGCCUGAACCAACUAAACUCUCAUCACCGAUACCCCGAAGGCCUCUGCCGACGUUGGCCUUGGCAAGAGAUCCCAAGCCAAUUUUCGCUUCUUUGCCUAUUUCUCCGUCACAGGUUGGGAAAAUUGAGCUUUUUUUCAGAUUCUCAUGUUCACAUAUGCAUGUAAAAAAGAGUUCUCUGAAAAUCGAAAAUUUUUUUGAAUUUUCCCUAGAAAAACUACGUUUUUUCCAAGAAAAAAGAUAUUUUUAUUGCUUUUUUUCCGUUUCUUUUUUUAUUUCCAAUAUAUUCUUCUAACAGAACAGAUCUUAGGUAGAUUUUCCUUGUUAGUCCUUUUUUUUUAGUUGUCUGUUUAUUCCAGCUUGUAAACCUGAAUUUUGAAGAUUCUCAUAAAAUUACCAUUUUUAUCAUAUUUCAGAGCAAGUUUGCAAAAUUUAGACUUCCAUUUUCGAUUUUUAUAAAGUUUAGAUUUUUAUGUCAGAGCUUUGAACAUCUACUACGAAGUUUUUUAAAUUUUUUUUUCAGUUUUUCAACUUAAUUUUUCGAAUGUUGAAAGCUUUUCCAGUGAUAUAAAGCAUCCAAAAUUUAAAAGUGAGCUCGAAAAAGAAGUAAAAAUGACGAAAAUUGCAUCAAAAAUUUCUAAAAUCGUUUCAAAACUGGCUCUUAACCCCUAUAGGGGCCACUUAAGCCUAAGGGGCGUCAGGGUUAGACUUUAAAGCCCUAUAGGAACCACUUGAGCUCAAGGGGGUGUCGGGUUCAAACCCUAAACCCCUAUAGGGGCCACUUAAGCUUAAGGUGCGUCAAGGUCAGAACCUUAACCCCUUAAGGGACCACUUGAGCUUAAAAAGACGUCAGGAUCAGAACCUUAACCCCUUAAGGGACCACUUGAGCUUAAGGGGCGUCAGGGUUCAGACCCUAAAUCCCUAUGGGGACCAUUUAAGCUCAAGGGGUGUCGGGUUUAGACCUUAAAUCCCUAAAGGGGCCACUUAAGCUUAAGGGGCGUCAGAAUCAGAACCUUAACCCCUUGAGGGACCACUUGAGCUCAAGGGGUGUCGGGUUCAAACCCUGAACCCCUAUAGGGACCACUUAAGCUUAAGGUGCGUCAAGGUCAGAACCUUAACCCCUUAAGGGACCACUUGAGCUUAAAAGACGUCAGGAUCAGAACCUUAACCCCAUAAGGGACCACUUGAGCUUAAGGGGCUUCAGAUUCUAAACCCCUAUAUAAAUUCGGCAGAUUUCCUCGGCGGGAGUCACGGCGUUGCCCAUCCGGCCAGUCGCAACUUAUUCGCCUCCGAAUCUCGAAAACUCCACAAAUGGAAAGCAAUCUCUGGAAGGAAAAUUCAGCGAAAUCGCUAAAGUAAUCCCUUGACAAAGAAAGAGGAAAAAAAGAUUUUUAGAAAUUCGGUCUGGGACAGCUAAUUUCCAAUGGGGGAGCCGAGAAAAAUGGUCUUCAUCUUUUGGAGGCUCUUUCUAAUUUGAGGAGUACUGGGAUUCAAGUUGUGAGUUCAAUUUUUCUUGGUGGAAAUUUGAAACUCGGGCAAAGUCGGAAUGGUGGUAAAGGCCGCGAAAAGGGAGAGGCUCAAAAAAGGCUGCAAAAAAGGCUGCAAAAAGGCAGCGAAAAGGCCGCAGAAAGGCUGCAAAAAGGCAGCAAAAAGGCUGCAGAAAGGCCACAAAAAGGCCGCAGAAAGGCAGCGAAAAGGCAGCAAAAAGGCUGCAGAAAGGCAGCGAAAAGGCAGCAAAAAGGCUGCAGAAAGGCCGCAAAAAGGCCGCAGAAAGGCUGCAAAAAGGCAGCAAAAAGGCUGCAAAAAGGCUGCAAAAAGGGUCCCUUUAUCGAGCCUUCCAUUCUUUCUAGGAUUUUAAAGACUCAAGAAAUGGUGGAAAAAGGGAGAGGCUGCAAAAAUGAUGCAUAAUGGCCGAGAAAGUGGCGCAAAAAGGCAGCAAAAAAGGAACAUUUCAAUGAAGCCAUUUCCAUCUUUUCCUAUGAAAAAAGACUUUUAAGAUACUCCGGAAUGGAAAAUGUAUCAUUUAGAAGGUUGUAGACUACUUGAAAAAUACAUUUUUUGGAUUUUUAGUUGUUUUUUUGUUUUGGUUCAGUUCAAUUUUAGGCCAUUUUGAGGUCAAUUAGAAGAUUUUUUUAUUGACCUAUAACAUAAACAAAAUAACAUAGGCAAAGUCGGAAAAGGUUUCAUAGAAAUGUUCCUUUUUAGGAUGACAAAGGUUUUCUUUUUGCUGCACUUUUGCGCCAUUUAAUAGGCUUUUAUGCACCAUUUUUGCUGCCUCUUCCUUUUUCCACCACUUCUUGAGCCAUUAAAAUCACAGAAAAAAGGAAAGGCUUGAUAAAGGGACUCUUUUUGAUGCCUUUUUGCUGCCUUUUUUCGGCCAUUUUGCUGCCUUUUUGCGCCCUUUUUGCAGCCUUUUUGCGUCCUUUUUGCUGCCUUUUCGCGGCCUUUUUGCGCCAUUUUAUAGGCUUUUAUGCACCGUUUUUGCUGCUUCUCCCUUUUUCCACCAUUUCUGGAGCCUUCAAAAUCCGGAAAAAAUGGGAGGCUCGAUGAAGGGACCCUGCCUGCGGCCUUUUUGCUGCCCUUUUGCGGCCUUUUUGCAGCCUUUUUGCGGCCUUUCUGUUGCCUUUCUGGGGCCUUUUUGCUGCCUUUCUGCUGCCUUUCUGCAGUUUUUUUUUGAGCCUCUCCCUUUUAGCAACCAUUAUCCAUCAUCCCGACGUUGCCCGAGAAGGCUUCUAAUAAACUUAGAAAAAUAAUUUUUCCGAAUUUCCAGCCUCCUUCCCUGAAUCAAGCCCUGGCGUCGAAAAUCUCACAGGUUUUAGCGUAAGACCUUUUUUUUCAAAAAAUGUACUGAAAAUUGGAUUUUUCAGUCCUCCACCGGGAUACGGAGACGACUCCAAGCCAUUUGCCCGACAAAAUAUGGACCUUGUAGUGGAAAACGCCUUCCGAAAAUAUCUCAACGAGCAACUUACGUGA
Caenorhabditis auriculariae is the source of this 8732-nucleotide messenger RNA. The record is from the annotation of a GenBank genome assembly. Lineage: Eukaryota; Metazoa; Nematoda; Chromadorea; Rhabditida; Rhabditidae.